AUGACUCGUACUACGUUCCUCCUGCUGAUGGUCGCCUUCGCUCUGUACCUAUCGCAGCCGGCCCACAGCGCUGGCGGAGGCGGGUGGCCCAACUGGGGCAACGGCAUCAGCAACAACCACCGCGCAGUCGAUGAGACCUGCAUCCGCCAGUCGAAUGUGCACCAGCUGACGCCUAAGUGGAAGCUCGACGUGCCCUCGGACGUCACCGCGGUGCCCACCGUGUCGGCCGACGGCCGCUGGGUCUACUUCCCCGACUGGAACGGCAACGUGUGGUGCGUGUCGGCUGCCACCGGGGCCGUGCGGUGGAGCGUGCGGCUCGACGCCAUCACUGACAUUGUGGGCACCAUCGACAACGCCACUGGCAUCAGCUCGGGCUCACUGUCGCGCAACUCUCCGGCCCUGUGGGAGGACCUCGUCCUGCUGGGCGACAUGGCCUCAGGCUGGUUCUUCGGGCUCAACGCCACCGACGGCCAACUGGUAUGGCGCACACUGCUCGAUCCGCAUCCGAACGCAGUGAUCACCAUGUCGGCCACCGUGCACCGCGACCGGGUGCUGGUGGGCGUCUCGAGCACCGAGAACCAGUUCGGCGCCGUGCCCGAGUUCCCGUGCUGCACGUUCAGGGGCUCGUUUGCGGCGCUCGACGCCCGGUCGGGCCGCGUCGAGUGGCAAACCUACAUGACGCCAGCCAACUACUCGGGCGCGCCGGUGUGGGGCUCGAGCCCCUCGGUUGACGACCAGCUCGGGCUGGUCUACGUCGGUACGGGCAACAACUACCGCGAGACCGCCGACAUACGGGCCUGUCGCGAGCAGGGCACGCCGCCGGGCCAGUGCCUGGUCAACCCCCACAACCACGUUGACUCGAUUGUGGCAAUGCGCCUAACCGACGGCGCCGUGGCCUGGGCCAGGUCCUUCGCGCCCGGCGACUACCUCGACGACGCCUACAACCUCGGUUGCAACCCCAACUACUUCCCGGCCAACUACUCGGCCACGCCCAACUCCAACUGCCCGGCGGUGCCCGGCGCCGACGCCGACUUCGGCCAGGCGCCGAUGCUGAUCGCCUACGAAGUGACCAACGACCGCGGCCGGCGCGAGACCCGCAGGCUGGUCACCGCGGGCCAAAAGAACGGAAUGAUGGUGGCCCUGAACCCUGCCACCGGCGCGCUGGCCUGGGCGCGCAAGGCCGGCCCCGCCGGGCUCAACGGCGGCGCGCAGUGGGGUGCGGCCUUCGACGGCCAGCGGAUCGUGGUUGCCAUCACCAACUCCAACUUCGCCGAAGUCCAGGGCCUGGUACCUUCGGGCGGCUCGACCUACGGCGGACUGUGGACGGCGCUGGACCCUGCCGACGGGUCGAUCGUGUGGCAGACGGCGGUGCCCGAGGGCCAGGCCGCCAACUCGAGCGUCGCGGCGGCGAGGGGCGCCACGGCGUACUCGGCAGUGACGGCGGCCAACGGAGUGUUCCUCGUCGGGUCGAGCACCAAGUCGUUGGGGGCGUCGAACUACUUCGCGCUGCAGGCGGACACGGGGCGCAUCCUGUGGGACUACGCGCCGGGCGGCUCUGCCGUGAGCGGACCGUCGGUCGUGUCGGGCUCGGUCUACUGGGGCUGCGGCUACGCGCGCAUUGGGAGGGGCUGCAAGACCUUCUACGCCUUCUCCGUCCCCUCGUGCUGA
Molecule: messenger RNA, 1668 nt
Organism: Acanthamoeba castellanii str. Neff
Lineage: Eukaryota; Discosea; Longamoebia; Acanthamoebidae
Product: PQQ enzyme repeat domain containing protein
Exons: 1
Coding region: 1-1668 (555 amino acids)
Source: RefSeq, a predicted model, not a curated record